AUGUUUGACGUGGUACGUGGCGUGCCCCCGGGUGGAACGUACCCGGCCGCGCCCGCCAGGGACGUCGCUCCUCCGGAGUCGGCGUGGGAGAGAGGACUGCGCACUGCUAAGGAGAUGCUUAGGAUAGCAAAUAAACGGAAGGAACAAGACAUGGACUUUGAAGAAAAGAAGCUGCACUUAUCUGUGGGUGGAGUUGUGCAUGACCCGGACGCCGAGCUCGCGUACGCUGCGGCCGCAGUGGGGGCUUCGCCGCCCAGACAUCAUGAGGGCGCUGCGCCUCCACAUUAUAGGGAUCCAGAGGCAUUUAGAGCAGGGCCAUACGGUCCAAUGUACCGUGGUCGGUUCCCGCGACCGCAAAUGGACGAGCGAGAACGCUUUUACGAACGUGAACAUAUGUAUGAGCGGGAAAGAGCCGGAUACGACAGAGUCCCACAUUAUGAUGAACGACUUGCCAUGACAGAAGAAGGAGCUUACCAUAAGCGUCGAGUACGACCCUCUAGAGAAGUCAUAGUCCAACGUGCAGAAGUAGAACGUCGUGAAGGUCGUGAUAUGCGUGAAGGACGUGACGGACGUGAUGUGCGCCGCGGGGACGGACGGAACGAGGACUGGGCCGACCCUUGGAUGCGUGCUGAACCAGCCGCCAGGAGACGGAAACCACCAUCUUCUGAUGACUCAUAUUCAUCGUCCAGCUCUUCAAAUUCCAGCUCCAGAAGUUCGAGGUCUCCUAGUGCGCGCCGCAAGAGAAGGGCGUCUUCUUCUUCGAGGCAAAGGUUGUCUCCAUCAGUAAUAGUCCGCGAGCGUCGCUUGGCGACGGCGCGUGCGACAGCAAUGAAUCCUCCAGCGCCGCGACGCCGCGCGCCGUCCCCGGCCGCCGCCAGGCAACUUUCCGCCAACCCGCCGCCCCCAGCAUCGCAUGCGUUACAUCGACAUAAAGAUGAAAUGGAUCCCUACGGACGCAAUAAAAUAUCAAGUCGCAACAGGGAUAGGAAGAAAUAUUCGCGAUCAUCGUCUUCCGGUUCUGAAUCAUCGUCAUCUUCAAGUGAAUCUGAGAGCGAGUCACAUUCGUCAUCAUCAUCAGGCAGUUCCGGUGCUCGUCGUGCUCGUCACGCUCGUCUGCUCAAUGCAGCUGCCAGACCCAGGUUAAAUGCCAAGACGGGAGCUGGAUUAGCUGCAGCAGUGACCACUGUUACUAGCAAGAAAGAAGUUCCAAGUGAUAAAGAGUCCGGCGGAGGCAAGAAACGUGGGGCGACAUCACCUGUAAAUUCGGGACCUGCAAAGAAAUCGGUAUCGAGACGAGAGGAGCUGUUAAAGCAAUUGAAAGCGGUCGAGGACGCCAUUGCUAGGAAGCGGUCUAAGAUCUAG
Spodoptera littoralis (African cotton leafworm) is the source of this 1362-nucleotide messenger RNA. Lineage: Eukaryota; Metazoa; Arthropoda; Insecta; Lepidoptera; Noctuidae. The record is from the annotation of a GenBank genome assembly.